GGUCCAAACCUCCCACGUUGUGACAGGGCAAUUGUGUUUCCAUAGUGAUGCAAUCUGCUCCCAUCACUUUGGAGAUACCAGAUUGGAAUCAUGUGAUCAUGGAACCAUAGCUUCCAAUCUCUGCUUGUUCUGAGGGAAAUGGAUUUUCAAGCCAUUGGUUAUGAUGAUGGUUCACCACUUAAGACAGUGAAAUAAUGCAGCACACAAUUAACAGUAUUCAGCUGUUGGACAAUUCCAGCCCACUGGGCGCAGAUGUCAUUUUAACGUCUAGUUUUGAUAUGCAUUUGGUUGAGAUGUCAACUAACAUGAAUUCCACGUAAAAUCAACAAAACAUUUCACUCUGUCAUUGGUUUUAGGUUAAAAGUUGGGUUCAAAAAAGAUGAAAUGCCCUUAUGUUGAUUACUUUUUGCAAAUCUAAUCAGUUUUCCAAGUAGCUUCAUCGUCAUCACAUUGUAUUUUUUGGUUGAAAUGACGUGGAAACAACUUUGAUUCAACCAGUUUUUGCCCAGUGGGAACCUUCACAGUUUGAAUGGGAAAAAAACUAGAGAAAGAACCUUGCUCAUACUUGGUCAGAACUAGGAGACACACAUUUAAUUCUAAUUAAACACUAAAUAGAGGAUAGACCAUAACCUACUUGUUUGUAAAAAGUAUCAGAGAAAAAUGGCCUAUUGAGCCAUUAAGAACUCUUUUGGCUUGAACUUUGUCUAGGCUAAACAUUGCAUACUAUUUUGAGAUGGAUGGUAUUCACGUCUCCAUCUGACUUAUGUAAAGGCCCCCUGGGACAGUUUUUCUAGAAAUGUCAAAUUCUCACAGUACAACCAGUAUGUCCAAUGCACUUCCUGUUUGUCCUUAAAAACCACAGUUGAUCACCGUUGUUGUUUUUGUCAACAAUAAAAAUCAGUCUAAUUCACAUCUAUAAGAGGACAAUAUCUGAGUUUGAAGAAACAAUGGUAAGACUCACAUGAUUGAAUGUCUCAAGGGUAUACACCUUUUUCUAUUGAUAAACAUAUACUAGCGCAUGACCUCACCCACAUUACAGCUCCAAUACUUAACAUUAUUUUACUACUUUGGAGAAUUUAAUGGUGAUAUUUCAGUGAAAAUACUAUAAUGUCAAUAACAUGAUGAUGAGGAGCCAAUGGAUUCUGAACAAGGAGUUAUUUGAAGCCCUCUGAAAAAGUUUUAGAACAUCCGCAUUGAGGCAAUGCUUGUGUACGCAGAGGGCCUAAAACAAUGUGUGGGUGGGAGUGUGGGUAGUCAGGAGUUGAAUGUUACACAUAAGGUUUCCUUGAGCUGCUAAAAUCAGACCCGGAGCAAUUGCAGGAAGGCAGGUUGUCAUGGAAAUAAGAGCAGGGUGUAUAUACCUUUUCACCCCUCUCUCUCCCAAGUUCACAACAUUCAAUGAGAUGUAAAAAAAUAUAUAUAUAUUAAAAUGUGUUUUCUGAAGAACAAAAAUAUCGUCAACCUCACAGUCAUCCCUAUAAUGACAGCAAAUCGAUUACACUUUUAAUUGGUUGAGCAAUUACUGUGGCCAGUAGAGAGCAAAUUAUCUAUGUUAUUAUUAUUGCAAUAACCACUAUACCGCCCGCAUUGGGACUCUGCUCCUGUAUUUGAGCUCUGCCGAUUCGGAUGGGCAGCAGGUGUCUUUUCUUCGCGCCAGAAAAACUCUUAACCUCUUUCCUCCCACGCAGACCUCUGCUCGAUGUCAAGGCGUGUUUCUAUCGCGCCAGAGGGCUGGAGAAAAAGCGCGUACGCUCAUGUAGUAAAUUAAAAUUAACUGUAGAUGUGUGUGCUACUGUACUUUAUGUGAGUGGAAAGCAGGCAAGGAAAGAAUGAACCAUACCGUGUGAGGACCGUCUUGAGAUAAGAGUGAAGAACCAUCAGUUGAAGACGUUCCACCUGGACCAGAGAACCUCUCCAUGACUGUAGACCAUCUUAAUCCGUGAAGACAAGAAAGGAAGCAUCAGAAACAGGUUUCCCACGAAACCUGCCUCCUGGACCGGGUGCUGGAGCUGAUUGUGAAUGAGAAGCCCCCCAACACUGGCAGCCUUUUCCUGAACGAGGACGCUGACAAGCCCCCCCUCCCCAAUCGAGGCCUCUGGCGGCGGCUACAUAGGGUCAUGCAGAAGAGAGCGGCCAGCACCAAGGACAGGAUGAGCACCAUCACUAAGGAGAGCGUCAAGGGCUUCCUGAGACGCAACCUCUUUGUCCUCCUCACCAUCUCAGCAGUGGCUCUGGGUGUCAUGCUGGGUUUCGCCCUGCGGCCCCACAACCUGACCCUCAGGGAGAUCAAGUACUUUGCCUUCCCGGGAGAGCUGCUGAUGAGGAUGUUGCAGAUGCUGGUUCUGCCUCUCAUCGUCUCCAGCCUGGUCACAGGUAUUUCCUCUCUGGACAGCAAAGCAUCUGGGAAGAUGGGAAUGCGGGCUGUGGGUUAUUACAUGGUGACCACCCUCAUCGCUGUCUUCAUAGGCAUAGUCAUUGUGAUCGUCAUCAAACCAGGGAAAGGCCAUAGGGACAGCCCAGUGGCCUCUAGCGGUACCAUAGAGCCGGUACAAGCAGCUGACGCCUUCCUGGAUCUCAUCAGGAACAUGUUCCCUCCUAAUUUGGUGGAAGCCUGUUUCAAGCAGUACAAAACGGUAUACAAGAAGACCAUCCACACGAGGAACGUGACUGUUGCCCUCAGUCUGACUGACUCCCUCAACGCUACAGAGGCUGCCUUGGCUGUUAACAUGAGCAGAGUGCUGCAGACCAUCCAGGAGACAGUGGUAGAGAUGAUCCCUGUGUCUGGUUCCUCUAACGGGGUGAACGCCCUGGGUCUGGUGGUGUUCUCCAUGUGCUUCGGCCUGGUCAUCGGCAGCAUGAAGCAGCAAGGACAGGCCCUCAGGGACUUUUUCGACUGCCUCAACGAAGCCAUCAUGCGCCUGGUGGCCAUCAUCAUCUGGUAUGCUCCAGUUGGCAUCCUGUUCCUCAUAGCAGCUAAGAUCGUGGAGAUGAAGAAUCUGGCCGAGGUGGGAGGUCAGCUGGGGAUGUACACGGUGUCUGUCAUCGUGGGUCUGCUCAUCCACGGCUUGGUUGUCCUGCCCCUGCUCUACUUCCUGGUCACCAGGAAGAACCCCUACACUUUCAUGGCUGGCCUUCUGCAGGCCCUCAUCACAGCACUGGGAACAUCCUCUAGCUCUGCCACCCUGCCCAUCACCUUCCGCUGUCUGGAGGAGAACAACCGUGUGGACAAGAGAGUGACACGCUUCAUCCUGCCCGUGGGUGCCACCAUCAACAUGGAUGGCACUGCCCUCUACGAAGCCGUGGCAGCCAUCUUCAUCGCCCAAGUCAACGACAUGGAACUCAACUUUGGCCAGAUCCUCACCAUCAGUAUCACAGCAACAGCUGCCAGCAUCGGCGCAGCAGGCAUCCCACAGGCUGGUCUGGUUACCAUGGUAAUCGUAUUGACAUCGGUGGGACUGCCCACAGAGGACAUAACGCUGAUCAUCGCUGUGGAUUGGUUCCUGGAUCGCUUAAGGACCACCACCAACGUGCUGGGGGACUCUAUCGGGGCAGGCAUCGUGGAGCACCUGUCUCGCCAGGAGUUGCAGAGCCAGGAUGUUGAGGUGGGCAACUCAGUGAUUGAAGAGAAUGAGAAGCCCUACCAGCUCAUCUGCCAGAAAAACGACUCAGUGAAGCAUCGCAACAGUGAGACCCCCAUGUAGGGGUCACGAGUCUGAAAACAUCCACCAGCCGCUACUGUACUUCUUCAGUGUUUGUAGAUAUGGAGGAACUGGAUAGGUAUAAGCAAUAUGGGGAAAGCUAUUGGAUGCCUAGGCGGAGCCAUUACCAUAUUGCUAACACUUAUCUGGGUAACUUCAGAUCUGCAAACACUGUAGGGAUAGUGGCUGGAGAUUGUUUUGACACUGUUAACCAUAUCAACUCAUAUCAACUGUUUUGGUCCUUCCAGUCCAAAUCUGAGAUGCAUCUCAAUUGUCUAGAGCAGUGGUUCCCAAACUUUUUAUAGUCCCGUGCCCCUUCAAACAUUCAACGUCCAGCUGUACCCCCUCUAGCGCCAGGGUCAGUGCACUCUCAAAUGUUGUUUUUUGCCAUCAUUGUAAGCCUGCCACACACACACUAUACGAUACAUUUAUUAAACAUAAGAAUGAGUGUGAGUUUUUGUCACAAACCGGCUAGUGGGAAGUGACAAAAAGUUCUUAUAGGACCAGGGCACAAAUAAUAAUAUAAUAAUGAUAAAUAAUUUUGCUCUUUAUUUAGCCAUCUUACAUAUAAAACUUUAUUUGUUCAUCUAAAAUUGAGAAUAACUCACCACAGGGUAAUGAGAAGGGUGUGCUUGAAAGGAUGCACAUAACUCUGCAAUGUUGGGUUGUAUUGGAGAGAGUCUCAGUCUUAAAUCAUUUUUCACACACAGUCUGUGCCUGUAUUUCGUUUUCAUGCUAGUGAGGGCCGAGAAUCCACUCUCACAUAGGUAUGUGGUUGCAAAGGGCAUCAGUGUCUUAACAGCGCGAUUUGCGGAUACUCUGAGCGCAGCCCAAUCCAGAAAUCUGGCAGUGGCUUUUGAUUAAAUAAAAUUUUCACAGAACAGCUUGUGGCAAUUUCGAUGAGGCUCUCUUGUUCAGAUAUCGAUAAGUGGACUGGAGGCAGGGCAUGAAAGUGAUAACGAAUCCAGUUGUUUGUGUCAUCUGUUUCGGGAAAGUACUUACGUAGUUGUGCACCCAACUCACUCAUGUGCUUCGCUAUGUCACAUUUGACAUUGUCCGUAAGCUUGAGUUCAUUUGCACACAAAAAAUCUUACAAUGAUGGAAAGACCUGUGUGUUGUCCUUGUUAAUGCAGACAGAGAAGAGCUCCAACUUCUUAAUCAUAGACUAAAUUUUGUCCCGCACAUUGAAUAUAGUUGCGGAGAGUCCCUGUAAUCCUAGAUUCCGAUCAUUCAGGCGAGAAAAAACAUCACCCAGAUAGGCAAGUCGUGUGAGAAACUCGUCAUCAUGCAAGCGGUCAGACAAGUGAAGAUUAUGGUCAGUAAAGAAAACUUUAAGCUCGUCUCUCCAUUCAAAAAAACGUGUCAAUACUUUGCCCUUUGAUAACCAGCGCACUUCUGUAUGUUGUAAAAGCAUUACAUGGUCGCUGCCCGUAUCGUUGCAUAGUGCAGAAAAUACACAAGAGUUCAGGGGCCUUGCUUUAACAAAGUUAACCAUUUUCACUGUAGUGUCCAAAACAUCUUUCAAGCAGUCAGGCAUACCCUUGGCAGCAAGAGCCUCUCGUGGAUGCUGCAGUGUACCCAAGUGGCGUCGGGAGCAACUGCUUGCACGUGCGUUACCACUCCACUAUGUCUCCCUGUCAUGGCUUUUGCGCCAUCAGUACAUAUACCAACACAUCUUGACCACCAAAGUCCAUUUGAUGUCACAAAGCUGUCCAGUACUUUAAAAAUAUCCUCUCCUGUUGUCCUGGUUUCCAGAAGAGGAUUAACGGACAUAUACCAGGAGUUGUGCCGAGCUGUAACACAUAGAAUUCACUGGUUUGUAUGCGAAGCAGUAAUUGUUUCAAAACAUCUCCUGCCAUGUCACUGGUGCGUCGUGAAACAGUGUUGUUUGAUGAAGGCAUUGUCUGUAUAGUUUUUUUGGCCUUUUCCCCCAGCAUUGUCCCAGCCAUAUCCGCAGCAGCAGGAAGAAUUAAGUCCUCCACAAUAGUAUGCGGCUUGCCUGUCCUAGCCACUCGGUAGCUCACCAUAUAAGAUGCUUCUAGCCCUUUCUUAUUAAUGGUAUCUGUUGCUUUUUGCACAUAUAACACCACGUGGCUGAGGAAAGGCACUACUCCCAAUAUAAGUGAACCGCAAAUCAAUGUAGUUCUCAUCAUAUUUGCGCCUCUUCGAUGGUCCAAUAUCCCUGUCUGUUGUUCGGGGCAGAAGCUCUUCGGCUGCAUCAGAUUCACAAUUGUCAGUGUCCAUGCUAGCUGGGCUAACAACAAAUGUAGAAUUACUGGUGCUAGCAUUGGAUGUGCUCAUGGAAGCAGAACAACUUGUGUCGUUGACAGGUGCAGGUGUAGUACUGCUGGUGUGUCUCUAUGGACGAGGGCCUUACAAACGGAAUGAACAGCAGCUACGUUUGGCUACAUACGGACCGUUAGUGGAAUUCCCGCGAGCAAGAAACGGUUAAUGUGAUUGGAUGUUAAUUAUUUGAGUAAGCUACCUGUAUUUGACAUUGUGUUGUUAUUUUGCUGAACACUUGAUGGUUUAAUUUUAUUUUUGGCAGUGAAACGAGGCUAAUCAGGCGAGAAAAUAUAAAUGGACCGUUUGAAAAUGUGAUUUUAUUUUAUUUUUUGUAAAUACAUUUAAAAAAUGUGUAUCACAUUUUUUUGGGGCAUACCCCCGACGGAAUCCCCAGUUUGGGAAUACCUGGUCUAGAGGAAACGGAUGUGAAAGAACUGGACAGGUGAAAUCAAAUUUCUCGUAGAUAUCUAGCUGCUAUAUUGUUUUCACUUCUUUUAUGUGUUCAAAACAGUAGAGACCACUUUUGACUGUUUUUAUGUACUCUGUAUAGGAUUGAUUUUCAUGAACAAGAAAAUAAAUGCCAUUCAAUGGCCUUUUUAGAAUUUGUGAAUAAAUGGGAUCUCCAUUUGUAUACUCACAAUCAAUUAGCUGGUUCUGUUGCAUGGCUUGAUUUUUAGUUUAUUGUUCUAUAUUUUGCCAAUUUUAGUUGGUGGUUAUUCUUUUUCAUGCGAAUCUACCUCUAACAUUCAAGUGUACAUUAUGCUUUCUCUUGAGUCAUUUUAUUUUCUGCCCCAAACAUUACCAAGAGGUAAUUUUAUACCGUAUUAUCCAUGCUACCAACUUUGAUAAGCAUUUUUUUCUAAAGUUUCAAAAACAAAUAUUGAAUUUAUGAUGUAAUGUACUGUAGUUUGCUUGAUCUUUCAAUUGAAUCAACGUGAAUGUAUACAGUAUAUGUUUGUAUCGAUAUCUCUAACCAUGUUUUAUACUUGGGUGAUUUCUAUGUUACUUAUUGAGCUAAAUUGGGGUUAGACAUUUUGUUGUUUUUCAAAACAAUAUUUAUAACAAAGAUGUAUUUUCAGUGUUAACUAGUGUUUCUUAACUGAACAUAUUUUGGUACUAGUCACUUAAGUGUGAAGUAUGUGAAAGGAUUACUGUAUGCUUGCUCUGAAUAGGAAUGUUCAUAUCAUUGGGGCUGUUGUAGGUUUCUGUGCGUAGUAAAUAUGAACAUAUAUGGACAAAAGGAUGUUACAUAGCCUACUGAAUUACUUGAUAUGUUUCUCCCCCAAUGUUGCUAUGGUUUAUAUUUUAGGGCUUGAAUCCAUCCCUUUUUGUUUGAGUGUUGUGAGUCUUUUCAGACAAUGCGAGGAUUGAAUAUACAUUUGUAGAAUAUGAGGGAGAUCGUCAUGUAUUUCUCGAAUCAUAACUAAAAGGCUCACCGGAUAUUCCCUUUCCUUGAUGCUGUAAUCUCACAUGGCCAUUUCAGUUCAACAUCCGGUACUUUAUCGAUGAAAGCACUAUAGCCAGUUGUGGUAGUGGUACAUUUGAUUACGGCUUUUCUCUUUUAUUUGACUGUUGAAAAAAGUGGAAAAAUGUUAUGCCUAAAACAUAAUUUGAAAGCAAUUAAGUUGAAUGUUAGGUGGAAAAGGUUUUAAAAGUAAGUAGGCCUACUGUGUAUGUAGUUACGUAAAAAAAAAAAAAAACUUGACUGUGGUUGAGAGCAUAUUGUUGUAAUUUGUGACUCUUGUUUUAUGUAUUAAAUAGUUGAUAUGUUUUUGUGAGAUGGCUCAAAUUUGGAUUGCUUUUGGGAAGUGUCAUGAUCAGUAUUUUGUUGGAAGAAUAGAAGUUGCAUCAAAUAAAUGUCUCAGGAAUUGA
Molecule: messenger RNA, 7856 nt
Organism: Salvelinus fontinalis (brook trout)
Lineage: Eukaryota; Metazoa; Chordata; Actinopteri; Salmoniformes; Salmonidae
Product: excitatory amino acid transporter 1-like
Exons: 12
Coding region: 2118-3701 (527 amino acids)
Biological process (GO): L-glutamate transmembrane transport
Cellular component (GO): plasma membrane
Molecular function (GO): glutamate:sodium symporter activity; neutral L-amino acid transmembrane transporter activity; L-glutamate transmembrane transporter activity
Source: RefSeq, a predicted model, not a curated record